Molecule: messenger RNA, 2535 nt
Organism: Leishmania major strain Friedlin
Lineage: Eukaryota; Euglenozoa; Kinetoplastea; Trypanosomatida; Trypanosomatidae
Exons: 1
Coding region: 1-2535 (844 amino acids)
Source: RefSeq, a predicted model, not a curated record
AUGGGCUCUGGUUUCAGCAGGGCAAGCGCUGGCGACACCAGCGCGCCCCUGCCGCCGUGCCCGCUCUUCUACAACUUUAUGCCCGACAAUCGACUCAUCCCUGCAUCGACGCUGCCGAUGCGUGGCCCAGGCGAAUCUUUGCGCCGUCCGCAAGGCGGGUGCGCGGCACGCGUCAUUCCGCUCCGCAGUUUGCCGGUUGUAUCGGAGAAGUCGAGGAAGGACGCCAAGAAAAUUGUUGCCGAUGCCAAGAGGAACAAGAAACGCGGCGGCGACAGCACCGCAGACGAGGUAGAGGCAAGGGUCGUGGCCGCUGCGAAUGCGCUCCUCAGAAACCCUAGCCUCCUCCCAUCACUCAGCUCGUGCUUCCUCCUCAACAUCGCGGUGGAUGAGCAAGGCCGACUCGUCCCACUGCUGACAAACGACGGGCAUGCAGUGGACACCAUGGUCGGCUUCAAUGACACCGGCGCUGGCGGCCCGGGCAGCUCACGCUGGAAUCCGCUGAAGUCUCCGCGCUCGAGCUUUGUGAAGAAGGGGUUCAACUUUUUCGCCACCAACAGCCCCGUGCGCACCCCAAUGUUUCCAGGCGCGGCCAGCAAUCGUGGCGACUCCCUCACGAGUGGUGCCGAGAGACCGUCGCAAGCUGGCGAAAACGGAGCGGCGGCAAAUCAGCUAGUCUCGACGCUGUUACCGCCCGCAACAGCCGCGGUGAACGCGGUGGGUCGCCCAGCAGGUGCGGCACCGCCACCCGAUCCUCCGUCUCCUCAGUGCAGCGAGGGGCAGCCAAAGCAGCGCAGCCGCAUCAAAAAGGGUGGCGACGAUGGCGCGCAGCCCGCCUUGCCAAAGGCACCUGAGAAGCUGAUCUCUACCUUUGCCAUUGCACCAACGCCGUCGUCUAGCGUUGGCCCAGCUAGAGUCGUGUGUGACACGACUAAGGAUGACGAGCAGGACGUGUCGCUAGCCACUCCCUCGGUGUGCUCCGUGCUUGUGAAAGACAGCCAUUUCCGAAAGUCCGAGGACGGCCAAGGCGGGGCAAGCGCCUCGGUAGCGCCGGCUUUGUCGAACGGAGGUGCCAGUGGCGUCGAUGGUGUUAGCCCGAAGCGCAUGCGCCGCAAGCUUUCACGCAUCACACUCCUCCGUGCGUCAGAACGGACGCAGUGGCUGCUGUUUAACGAUAGCGGCACCCACGAGGCGCAGGUGUCGGCGCUGCUGUGCUACCGGGCGCAGAAGGAGAGGUCUGCGAGCCCGAUGAAGCCCAUCGCUGGGGAGAAGGCACCGAUGAAACCGUCUGGCAAGACCGAAACAGCAUCGACACCGGCCCCUGGAGACUUGCGUGUGCUUUGCCGCCCGACUCCGCUCUCGCACACCUCUCUCCCCACCAAGAAGGGGAAGCUGCACCUGCAGGGCAUGACUAGUAGCAGCCGCCGCUACGUGGAGGUGCGUCCGGUUCUUGUGGAGGUAUUCACAGCUGCGAUUCCUGCCCCAACGACGCCUGUGGAGGAGCAUCAGCUUGAGGAGUUCAAGAAGAGCGUCGCUAGUGCGGCGGCUGUGGAGGUAUUUGUGGUGCUCGCGCCAGGGGAGACAGUGUACUUGGCGGAAGGUGACGUGCUUGGCUACAGGUUAGACACGCUCCUCGUGCCCUUCGACACAUCACGCAGCAUGGCGGUACUGGGCCGCAUGCUCACACCGAAGAUGGUGUGCAGUCUCAAGAAGAAGAGUGAAGCGGCGAGUAAGAAGGGGUACCGGCACACGUUGAUAUUCUUGGCGAAAGCAGUAGCCCCGGCAGUCGGCGCCGCGCCUGCGCAUGCGCCCAGAUCCGGUCCCGCUGUCGCUCGCCUCACAGGCAGUGCCAUGGCGACGCUGCCUAAAGCCGCUACUAGCAGAGCACCAAAACACACUCAUACCAUCCCACCUCUUUCGUCAGACACGCUGAACGCUGCGCCACCCAACCCGGGGCAUUCCACCGUCUUUGAGGCCCCAACGGAGGCUCUGACUGAUGCCCUGAGGAGCGUCGAUGACGCGGAAGCGACGACGUCUGCUACACCACCUCAGCACCCCCCGCCAUCCUCGUUGCCCGCGCCUGAGACAGCCGCGAAGGGUAAAGCUGCUGCCGCUGCUGCUGCUGCUGCCGCUGCUGCCGCUGCUGCCGCUGCUGCUGGAGGGACCGGUGCGCAGCGCCGUCUGUCACUUCGGAGCCAUUGCAGAAAAGGGGAGGCGAGCAGGAAUGGUGAAAACCACUGCGUUGAAGCGGCCGGGAAUCCCUAUAGCCUCGGCGCACCGGCUAUUGUGCCAAGCACGGCGGCCGCCGCGUCGCCGAGCUUAGGCGGUGGCGCUGCCACUCUUCCAGCGUGGUCUGCAGCAGAUGCGAAAGCCGCGCUUGCAGGCCGUGUGAGAAGCGCAGCUGGAGUGCCGGCGCUGGACAUCAAGAGCUUAGCAGCUAGCUCGGACAAGGACGGCUCUCCACCCCGCGGUGACGCCUCUUUGGAGGGCAGCGAGUGGAAGAGCACCGGCGCCAACUCGCUCGACAUCGCCUUCUAG